Gopherus flavomarginatus (Mexican gopher tortoise) is the source of this 9213-nucleotide messenger RNA. RefSeq lists its product as uncharacterized. Bases 5103 to 8579 code for a protein of 1158 amino acids. Gene Ontology annotation, biological process: regulation of transcription by RNA polymerase II. Gene Ontology annotation, molecular function: RNA polymerase II cis-regulatory region sequence-specific DNA binding; DNA-binding transcription factor activity, RNA polymerase II-specific. The transcript is spliced from 7 exons. NCBI's taxonomy places the organism in Eukaryota, Metazoa, Chordata, Testudines, Testudinidae. The record is from RefSeq and is a predicted model, not a curated record.
AGCAGAGGUGAGCUGGGGCAGGGAGCGGUUCCCCUGUGUGCCGCGCCCCCCCUUACUUGCUGCAGACGGCUCUCCCCGCGCCUCCCUGCCCCAGGUCCCUCCGCCUAAAUGCCAACAACGACCGGGACGGCCAAAGAUCUGGCCGCCAUGGCUGCUGCCGAAGGACCCGAAUGCCACCCCCCAAAUGCUAGCACCCUAGGCGACUGCCUAGGUCACCUAAUGGGUUGCACUGGCCCUGCAGCCAGGGCUUUGUCAAGCCAGGCCUUAAAAACCUCUAAGAAUGGAGAUUCCACCACCUCCCUAGGUAACCCAUUCCAGUGCUUCACCACCCUCCUAGUGAAAUAGUGUUUCCUAAUAUCUAACCUAGACCUCCCCCACUGCAACUUGAGACCAUUACGCCUUGUUCUGUCAUCUGCUACCACUGAGAACAGUCUAGAUCCAUCCUCUUUGGAACCCCCCUUCAGGUAGUUGAAGGCAGGUAUUGAAUCCCCCCUCACUCUUAUCUUCUGCAGACUAAAUAACCCCAGUUCCUUCAGCCUCUGCUCAUAAGUCAUGUGCCCCAGCCCCUUGAUCAUUUGCAUUGCCCUCCGCUGGACUUUCUCCAAUUUGUCCACAUCCUUAUUGUAGUGGGGGGGACCAAAACUGGACACAAUACUCCAGAUGUGGCCUCACCAGUGCUGAAUAGAGGGGAAUAAUCACUUCCCUCGAUCUGCUGGCAAUGCUCCUACUUAUACAGCUCAAUAUGCUGUUGGCCUUCUCGGCAACAAGGGCACACUGCUGGCUCAUAUCCAGCUUCUCAUCCACUGUAAUCUCCAGGUCCUUUUCUGCAGAACUGCUGCUUAGCUAGUCAGUCUGAAGUCUGUAGCAGUGCAUGGGAUUCUUCCUUCCUCAGUGCAGGACUCUGCACUUAUCCAUCAGAUUUCUUUUGGCCCAGUCCUCCAAUUUGUCUAGAUCCCUCUGGACCCUAUCCAGAUUUAGUGAUUCUAAGACUAUAUCUACACUAGCACUUUUGUCAGUAAAACUUUUGUUGGUCAGGGGUGUGAAAAAACACACCCCUGACUGACAUUAAGUUUCACCAACAGAAGCACAAGUGUGGACAGAAGUGGGGAGAUACCAUGGGAGACAGGGAUGAGUGUGUGGGGAGGGGGCACUGCAGGGGGGAUAUAGUGGGAGUAGUAGGCAGCAGGGGAUAAGGGGUAGCAGGGCACCAUGUGGGGUAAGGUUGGCAGAGUGGGUGGGGGACAGGGGCACUGUGGAAGCAGUGGGGGCAUUGUGCAGGGUAGGAGGGUCACCACUGGGGACACUGUGGGGCGAGGAGGGGGCUCCAUGUGGGGUAGGAAGCACAAAGCAGAGUCAGGGGAAGGGGGUGCCAGGGACACUAUGCUGGGCAGUGGGGCAGGGGCACAUUGUGCAGAGCAGGAAGAUGGGGAAUUUGAAGUGGAGGGGCACCAUGGGGGGCAGGACGAGAAUGGGGGAGGCAGGGAGGAGUGGAGUGGCACUGUGUGGGGGAGAAUAGGGGCUAGGAUAAAGUGGGGGACACUAGGGGGUUGGGUGGCACCAGAGGAGCAGGGUUGGGGAGCACUGGGGGGGCAGAGGGCAGCAAGGUGGCAUGGAGGGGCAGGAGCACUGUGGAAGCAGCAAGGGGCACUGCAGCACUGUGUGAGGUUGGGGAGAUACCAUGGGGGGCGGGGGCAUUGUGCCAGUUGAGGAGACACAGGAGGGUAUGGGAGAGCAGGAGUUUGGUGAGCAAAGGGGCCGUGUGCAGAGAGGGGGAGCAGGUGACACCAUAUGGAUCUGGGGAAACACCAUGGGACAUUGUGAGGGGCAGGGGAGUUAGAGAUGGCACAGGGAGUCACCAUGCAGUGUGGGGUUAUGGGCACUAUGGGAGCACUGGCAGCAGAAGAGGAUGGAGGCUGUGGGAGAUAUGAGGAGCAGAGUGGGUGGAGGGAUAAGUGGCGACACUAUAGGGGUCCCCCUCCCAUUCAUCCCAAGUGCCCCAUCCCCAUGUGGUGCAGCCCUGGGCAAGGAGUGGAACACCUGGCUCUGGGGAUCGGAAAUGGACCCAGCAUGUUCCCAGUCUCCAAACCCUGCAAGUCCUGUAGGGCUGGGCUAAGGGAGGGGUCUUCCAAUUCCAGCCCAGGACAUCUGGGUCCUAAGCCUGGCUCUGGCCCAUGUGUGAGCAGGGUGAGUUCCUGUCUGCAGCCCCGGGGGAUCUCCCUGGGUGGGCAGUGAGUGGGGACACAAGGCACAGGGGAGACACAGAGUGUUGCAGCCAGAGGUGGCCCCGGAGAGGGAGAGAAACAGUAGUAUAGUAGACCUGGUGAGCUUUCGAGUUGCAAGGAGUUCUUAGAAAUAGUCCAUCAUUUUAGUCCAAUGUUCCAUACCAGGGUAUUCCAGAUGGGACUGGGGAUCUCAAUCUUGCAGCUCAAUACUUCCCCAGAUAAAGCAGAAGCAAAUCUGAGAUGACAGAAUCAGGUCCCAAGAAUUGUUUAUACAGUUCCUGAACAGCACAGAGUUCUUGAAUGAACAAUAAGCUUUUGAUGUAACUUUUGGUUUCCCGAACAAUACCGGUAAUUAACUACAUGGAUUAACAUAAGGUGAUUUAUCCAUUAAGCAGUUCAUCACAAACUUUAAAGAGACAUAUAGAGAAUAACAUUAUCACACUUUCAGUUCAUCUAACUGUUAACCGUCCCUUUUGAUCUCUGAAUCAAUAGCUAUAGUAAUAGACAGGAAUUGUCUGUUCACCUGGCUAACAUCUAACAAUAUAGAUGUAAACGUACAAUUAGUAUUUCCUCUAAUUUUCUAACACUACAGGUUUGCAUUUCAACGCUCUAGCCUAGCUAACAUGGAACGACCUAAUUACCAUUUACAUACUUUUCUAACAUGUCGCUAAAGGUUGAAUCUGGGUCAUUUAGCCUGUGAGCUGCUUAACUCUUUCUGGCCACGUGUCACACCAGGGAAUCCACAUGGCGAAGAGACCUCACAAAUGCAAUGAGUGAGAGAGAAGCUUCAGUCUCAGCUCAGACUUCAGAGGAUUCACAUGGGAGGGAACUCCUACAAAUGCAGUGAGUGCAGGGAAAGCUACAAUGACCAUGCACACCGUACUGAGCACCAGGGAAUCCACAUGGAAGAGAGACCCCACAAGUACCUCGAAAGUGAGGCAAGCGGCAGCUGCUCAUACAUUCUCAGAUAUGAGAGAAUCUACAAGAGAAAGAGACCCUAUAAUUGUCCAGUUCUUGGGGAAAGCGGCCACAAGAAGUCACACCUUACUGAACACCAGAGAAUCCACACACGGGAGAGACCCUACAAAUCUCCUGGAGUAUGGCAAACGCCUCAGUUACUUCUUAGUUUGUAUUAGGCAUCAGAAAAUCCACCCAGUGCACAGACCCCACAAGUGACCAGACUAGCAACGGGCCAAGUGAACAGCACCAUGGGUGAUUUGCACCAAACUCACAGGCAGAGCCAUCCCUUGGGUAUGGCAAAUCGGGGGUUAACAAACAGUGAUCUGCAAACACCUGACCAGAGGACCAAUCAGGAGACAAGAUACUUUCAAAUCUCGUGGAAGGAAGUCUUUGUUUGUGGGUUUUGGGUUUGGCUUUGUUCUCUCUGGGUCCUGGAUGGGGCUAGAGGUGCAACCAGGUUUCUGCCAAUCUCCCUGCUACAGUCUCUUCUCUAUUCAGAAUUCAGGUAUCAAAGUCUCCUGGAUAAGAACAAGGAGGCAGCAUCCAUGGGCCUGCAUGGGUCAUUCUCAAGGAAUUGCAGAGAGGGCUCAUUGCAGACUUCCACCAGGACAAACAGCUUUGAAUGCUAGCACUGGCUGGAGAGUUCCUCACUGGAGUAGGCCGGGGUGAAGGUGCCACAGGUGCCGCGGCAACAGGGGAACUGAAGGACAACAUGGCCCCCCACAGGGCCUGCCCCUGAGACUGGCCCCACCAGUGCGCCCAGCGCUUCCAACAACACUGCACACUUAGCCCUGGUCUACACUACAGGGUUAGGUCAAAUUUAGCCACGUUAGGUCGAUUUUAUAAUGAAUGUGUCUACACAAGCAACUACGUUCCAUCGACAUAAAGUGCUCUUAAAAUCGACUGCUGUACUCCUCCCCGGCGAGGGGAGUAGCAUAAAAUUGACUUGCGUUGAAUUUGGGAUAGUGCAGAUGCAAAUUGAUGUUAUUGGCCUCCGGGAGCUAUCCCAGAGUGCUCCAAUGUGACCACUCUGGACAGCACUUUCAACUCCGAUGCACUAGCCAGGUACACAAAAAAAGGCCUGGGAACUUUUGAAUUUCAUUUCCUAUCUGGCCAGCGUGGCGAGCUCAGCAGCAUUCAGCAGCACAGGUGUCCAUGCAGUCCCCCCAGAAUCGCAAACGAGUUCCAGCAUGAAGCAAAUGGGAGACACUGGAUCUGACUGCUGUAUGGGGAAAAGAAUCUGUGCAGGCCGAACUCCGAUCAAAAAGAAGAAAUGCUGAUAUCUAUGCCAAACUCGCACAGGAUAUGGUGGAAAGAGGCUGCAAGAGGGGCACACAGCAGUACUGUGUAAAAGUCAAGGAGCUCAGGCAAGCCUACCAAAAGACAAAGGAAGCAAACGGUCUCUCUGGGUCAGAGCCCCAUACAUGCCGCUUCUAUGAUCAGCUGCAUGAGAUUCUAGGGGGGAUCCUACCACUGUCCAUGGACACUUGCAAGGGGGGAGUCUCAUACAACAUGGAGGAGGAUUUUAUGGAGAAGGAGAAGGAGAAUGCACAGCAGGCAAGUGGAGAAUCCGUUCUCCCCAGCAGCCAGGACCUUUUCAUCACCCUGGAGUCAAUACCCUCCCAAGGUGGGAUUCCCGACCCUGAAGGCAGAGAAGGCACCUCUGGAGCUGUGGGAGAAGCCCCUCUUUCCAGACAGCAACAUUGCCGGCUCCAGGAGGUUGCUCUGGUUUUGUGAGACAGUUUGUGCUUCUGGGCCCUCGGACCUGAUCCCCCAGCCGGCUCACGUGGUGUCAAAAACGGGACACCGAGGUAGGAAGCUAGAAGCUGGAUGCUUCCUGCCAGGGGCAUGAAUGAGACCGAAAGGCCUGGGGUCUGGGCUCAUCCCCUGCUGGGAUAAGGACACCCCUGGGGAGCAUCCAUGGCUGCAGAGCAGGGGGCAGACGGGGCCCUAGACCUGCAGUUUCAGAUCCAUGUGGAGCAGUCAGUGUGCCCCACUGGGCUGACGGAGCAGCAGGCCUCAGCUGGGCCUGAGCCAGAUGUGGGAUUGGAGCGGUCUGGCAGGCUGCCUAUUGUGGUGCAGUCUGGCACCAUUGGGGAGCUGCUGAGAUGGGUGGCACCGCAGCAGGCCCGGUAUGCGUCGCAGAAGGAGAUGCUGCAGCACUGGGAGGAUGUCUGGCAGGAGGUGCUGCAGGCCCUGCGCAUCCUCCCAGAGGUGAGGCCGGCUCCGGCGUGCGCCCUCAGGCCUGGAGAAUCAGAACUGCCGCCUCCUCCCGGAGUUGUGCCAGCACCGACUUGUGCACGUGGGUGUGAAAACCCCGCUUCCCAGGGGGCCAGAGAGUCACCCAGGGGUCUGGAGCAGGCUGGAAUCGAGCCGCAGGAGGAGACGGCACCAUGUCGAGAGGAGCAGCUGUCAGCCACGCAGACCCCUGCCAAGAUUAAGCCAACUCCAGCACCUGCAUGGAGAACCCUGGAGCUGCCACAGCUGGCCCCAGAGGACGAUAUCGAGGCCUAUUUGGCCACCUUUGAGCAGGUGGCUGACGCCUGCCAGUGGCCGAGAGGGGAAUGGACAACCCGACUGGAGCUGUACCUCACUGGGAAAGCCCAGCUGGCCUAUGGCAGCCUAGACAUCACAGAGACAAGUGACUAUGGGAAGGUGAAGGCCACCAUCCUAGGUCGCUAUGGCAUCAGCUCAGAGACACACCGCAGGCGCUUCAGGGGAUUCUGCUACCAAGAGGCCGAGGGGCCCCGGGAGGCUUACAGCCACCUCCGGGAGCUCUGCCAUCGCUGGCUGGAGCCACAGAGCCGCACCAAGGAGCAGAUCCUGGAGCUGCUGAUCCUGGAGCAGUUCCUGACCAUCCUGCCAGAGGAAAUGCAGAGCUGGGUCUGGGAACGUGGUCCUGAAACCGGCGCCCAAGCAGUGGCCCUGGCUGAGGGGUUCCAGCUGGGGCAGCCAGAUGCCGAAUGGCCAGGGCUACAGGUGCCAGUGCAGUUUGAGGACGUGGCUGUGACUCUGAGUGAGGCAGAGUGGUUGUUGUUGGAUGAGGAGAAGCAGCAGCUCUACAGGGACAUCAUGUACGAGAAUUACCAGAGCAUCAGCUCACUGGGUUUUCCGGUUCGCAAACCCAUCCUGAUCUCUCAGCUGGAGCGAGGGGAGGAGCCGUGCAUCCUACAUCCCCCAGCCCCUGAGGACCAGGAGACCCGGAGGGAUGUCCCAACAGGCACCGGCAGGGGGCUGGGCGCUGAGGAGCUGGCUGUGCAGCACCACGGGGAGGCACAGGCACCUGUCAAAGCAGCUCCAAUGCCAAAGGCCUCACCAAGGCGGCCCAAGAGGAAAGCGCCCCAGAGCCCUGGCCGGAAGAGAAAGAAACCCUCUCUGGAUGGAGAAGAGCCAGCAGCCCCCUCUGAGGGUGGGAAACAGCAGCUCCCCACCUGUCCCACGUACAUGCAACAGCCGCUUCCUUCUGUGCGCAUGCAAAAGCCUUUCCUUCCUGUAUGCAGGAAACAGCCACUGCCUGUUGUGCACAGGGAACAGCUGCCCUCCACUCCUGGCAGGGAACAGCCACCUCCUCCCCUCACCAGGGAACAGCCGCCCCCUCCCCUGAGCAGAGAACAGCCACCCCCUACCAAACUGCCUCACUUGCCAUCCCUGUCUAAGUCCUGCAGCAAGAAGCCAGCAGAACAAGAUUCCCCUCCUAGCAGUAGCCUGCCCCAGUCUAAGAGGUGCUACCAGUGUCCCUUGUGUAGUCAGAACUUCAGGCAGAGCUCAGACCUGCAGCGGCACCGGCGCAUCCACACGGGAGAGAAGCCUUUCCACUGCCUGGUGUGCGAGAAGAGCUUCCGGCUGCAGUCCAACCUGGUCGUGCACCAGCGCACCCACACCGGGGAGCGGCCCUACCAGUGCGGGGAGUGUGGCCGUGCCUUCUCGCAGAGCUCCAACCUCCUGACCCACAGCAAGAUCCACCUGGGCCAGAAGCCCUAUGCCUGCUUUGAGUGUGGCAAGAGCUUCCACCACAGCUCCAACCUCAUCAUCCACCAGCGCACCCACACUGGCGAGCGGCCCUACGAGUGCAGCGUCUGCGCCAAGCGCUUCAGCGACCGCUCCACCCUGGUGCAGCACCAGCGCCUCCACACAGGCGAGCGCCCCUACACCUGCUCUGAGUGUGGGAAGUGCUUCAGCCAGGCCUCACACCUGAUCAAACAUCGACGCACCCACGCAAGCCCCUGCACCAAGAAUAGAGCUGCCCCCAGAAAAGCACCAGUCACAGCAGUAGAGAGAAACAGCCCCAUAAAUGGGGCAGCCACUGGGGAGGAGAGAGCUACCCCCACUCAUGGGCUGAGUGAGAGGAUUGCCACGCCCCAAAAUGGAGCAGCUAUAGGGGAGGAAGGAGCAGCCCUGAAAGAUACACCCACCGUGGGGAAGGAUAGAGCCACCCAGGAAGUAGGUUCAGAGCGGGAGAAGGACAAAGCAGCUCAGAAAGUUGCUUUGGCCACAAAGGAGAUAGCCACCCCCAAACACUCGCUGGCUAUGGGGAUGGAGAGGGCAGCAACAAAGGACACGCUGGCCCCAGGGAAGGAAAGGGGGACCCCCACACCUGGGCUGGGUGAGUUGAGAGCUGCCCCCAUGAACAGGCUGGGCACAGGAGAGGACAGAGCCACUCCAAAAGCUGUGCCAGCCAUGGGGGGAAAGAGAGCACCGACUCCCGAUGCACCAGCUGUGCAUGAGGAGAGAGACUCCCUGAAAGAUGCACUGAGGGCAGGGAAGGACAAAGCAGCAAUAAAUCACACAUCAGCUGUGGAGAAGGGGAGAACCGCCCCCAAACUCGUGCUGGCCAUGAGGCAGGGAAGAGCUGGCCCCAAACACACACUGGCCACGGAGAAGGGGGUAGCUGGCCCCAAACACACGCUGGCCACGGGGAAAGGGAGAGCCGUCCCUGAACAUGCACUUGCCACGGGGAAAGGGAUAGCCGGCCCUGAACAUGCACUGGCCAUGGGGCCGGGGAGAACUGGCCCCAAAUACGCACUUACCAUGGGGAAGUGGGGAGCCAGCCCCAAAAACACACUGGCCAUGGGGAAAGGGGAAGCCAGCCCUAAAUAUGCACUUGCCAAAGGGAAGGGAAGAGCUGGCCCCAAACACACACUGGCCAUGGGGAAGGGGAGAGCUGGCCGCAAAUACGCACUUGCCAUGGGGAAAGAGGGAAAUGCCUCCAAACAUGCCCUGGGGAGGGCCGGCCACGAACACGCACUGGCCAUGGGGAAGGGGCAAACUGGCCCCAAUCACAUACCAGGCACACGGGAGCGCAGACAGCAGGGGAACCCUCUCAUGUCACUGCGUGAUAGGGGCAGAGGUAGCUCACGGGGGGAACAGGCUGUGAGGAGCCCUGUCACUGCACGGUAGGGUCCGGGCUGGCUCCUUUGGACAUGCAUUCAGCUGAUUUUUCACUGACUGGGUGUGAAACCUCAUCAAUGUGCAGGUGGGCAGUAAUGCCAAUGCCAUAGGCUCACACUUAGGCAGCAGUGGAGAAGCUGGCCUGGCAUGGGAUGCACUAACAGCUCAGAGAGGAAAGGCAGCACAAAGGCACUUCUGGCACCGCAGAGAGUGGGCCCUCCACCCCCCGGGGGACUGGAGCUGGCAGAGCAAGUGGCUGGCACGUAAAAUGCAAACCCAGACAUCUCUCUCUAGGGGCAGGGGCAGGAGGAGGCUGAAAUCUUGGCAGGCAACAGGAAGGGAGAGUUUGAUGAACUUUAAACUCUCGAAUUGGACCCUGAGCUGAGGGAGUGUAAAAGAAGCCCUAGAAAUCUCCCUCUUUGUGGAACUAAACUGAGAAGAAAGGUUCUGGUGUGACCAACUCUUGUGAUCUGUGGUCUGUCUCUUAAAGCCCCAGCUCUGCUUUUAUAUAUAAAUAGAAAAUCUGUGUAUAGCCCAAUGACUGGGGAGAAAAAUCAAGGAAACUCAGACCCUAUUGGCUACAAUGCCAGAGGGCAAAUCACUCCAUGUUAAUUUAUUUUAUUUUAUUAAAUCUCAUGAUUUU